AUGUAUUAAAUCUUUAGAACAAUCAAGAUGAUGAGCCAAAUAAUCAGACCCAUGAGAUUUUGCGCACCCAUAGUGGCUACCAAUAAUUACUUAAAUUUAUAUAAUCUGAAUCAGUUUUAUAUGUCCCUUUUAAUUGACACCAAUGAAGAGGAUGAAGAAGUAAUGUCAAUUAAGAAAGAGAAAUGUGUCGUCCAAAAUUGAUCAUUUGAAUUAUUAAUAAAUAAUUUAUGCAAACAUCUCUUAAA
Molecule: messenger RNA, 245 nt
Organism: Paramecium tetraurelia
Lineage: Eukaryota; Ciliophora; Oligohymenophorea; Peniculida; Parameciidae
Exons: 2
Source: RefSeq, a predicted model, not a curated record